This is a messenger RNA of Rotaria sordida, 345 nucleotides long. Lineage: Eukaryota; Metazoa; Rotifera; Eurotatoria; Philodinida; Philodinidae. The record is from the annotation of a GenBank genome assembly.
AUGGAUAAGAAGCCAAGUACAAUUAAUCAACAACGUCCUAUUCGAAAAACUUCACCACAAAAUUUAACUAUGGGAAAAACAAAACGACGUUAUUCACAUCAAUCAAAAAAUUUUUCUACACAACAAGAACCAACAUUUUUCGUAUUUGAACAUUUAAAUACUACUAGUCGUUUAAAACAACGAAAUAAUACAUCAUUUCGACCACUUGCUACUUCAACACCGUAUGAAAUUGAACAAUUACAUUCAAUCAAUAGUAGCAAUUCUCCACGUAAAUUUCUUAUAGGAAUAACAAUAAUGACAUAUCGAAAAAAAAAAAUAAUCUUUUACUUUCAGAUUCAUUUGUAA